Molecule: messenger RNA, 2217 nt
Organism: Lathyrus oleraceus (garden pea)
Lineage: Eukaryota; Viridiplantae; Streptophyta; Magnoliopsida; Fabales; Fabaceae
Exons: 8
Coding region: 402-2150 (582 amino acids)
Biological process (GO): protein N-linked glycosylation
Molecular function (GO): alpha-(1->6)-fucosyltransferase activity
Source: RefSeq, a predicted model, not a curated record
CAAAAUUAAAGACCUAUCUUAUUCUGAUACAUUUAAUGUUGAUGUGUUAGUCUUGUGUUUGUUAUUGAUAUCUAUCUUAUAAGCAAAUUUAUUAUACUAUAUUAACAUUUCACAUCACACAUGUUAUUAUUAUAUAUAAAAAAUAUGUGUUGAUGUUCCAAAGGCUUUCUUUCUCGUAAAGCUGUUGUAUUGUAUUGUGUCAUAUUCUUAUCUUCUUCCCUGAUUGAAACUUUUGUUCUUUUCUCUGCAUGUGUUUGUUUCUGUGUUCUCUUAUGAUGCUUUUCUUUUCAACUUUCCAAUUGCAUAACCAGUUAUCAAAGUCACAACUCAUACCUACCUUUUUUCUCAUAAUUGUGUGAUUUUUGAAGUUUGUUGAUCAUUGAAAUAGUUGCCACAGUACAAUGGAAGCAUUGAAUCAGAAAUCUAUUGAGAGAGUGGUUUCUCAAAGAGCACUACAAAUGGGAAGUUCAUUUUCUUGUCAAAUUUGUGUGGUUGGAUUUCUCUCUGGAGUUUGCUUAACUUCUCUGUUCCUAGCUGCUUUAACUUCUUUUGGUACCUUUCACUUUGGCCCCGUUUUGUUUUCAUCUAUGUCAAUGGAUCAUAAUUCUACGUCUCACAACAAUAUCAACAUGGUUACAGGAGCCAACUGCAAUGUUAAGCAUAAGGAAACUAAGAGAUUGUUGGAUUUGAAGAGCACUGUUGAGAGAGACAACGAUGAAAGAAUCUCGUCGCUUUAUUCAGUUUGGAGUGCAGUGUUGAAUAAAUCUACAAAUGAGGACAAUUGGGACUUAUGGUCUAGUUUGCCUAAAGCUCCACAUUUGGAAAACUGCAAGUUGAAAACACAACUAUAUCACGAUUUUGACGAGCGUGUAGGAAAUGAGAGGUUUCCGUUAUGGACAAGUUGGAAGGGGUUUUUGCAGACUUUGCCCGUUGUUCCAAAUGAGCACAUACAAAAUCCAAAGCAUGAUGUGGCCGUAUCUGAAGGGGCCUAUCCGCCGUGGAUUGUAGGAUCUGAUGAAGAUAACUAUCCCUUGACUAGAAAAGUGCAGCGCGACAUAUGGAUCCAUCAACACCCUUUAAACUGUAACGACCCGAAUGUGAAGUUCCUUGUUGCUGAUUGGGAAAGAUUGCCUGGUUUUGGAAUUGGAGCUCAGAUCGCUUCAAUGAGUGGACUUCUUGGUAUUGCGAUCAACGAAGGAAGAGUCCUAGUUACCAACCAUUACAACAGAGCCGAUCACGAUGGUUGCAAAGGGUCUUCCAGGUCUAGUUGGAGUUGUUACUUCUUUCUGGAAACAUCCCUUGAAUGCCGUCAGCGUGCAUUUGAAGUUAUGAAAAGUGAAGGGGCGCGGAGCAAAGGAGUUGUGACCACAAAAGAAAAUUAUACGUCAAAGCAUAUAUGGACAGGACCAACUCCUAGGAAGUGGGGACUUCCAUGGAUUUAUUUGCAACCUACAACUUCUAUAAAUGGGAGUUUGUUGAUUUCUCAUAGAAAAAUGGAUAGAAGGUGGUGGAGAGCACAGGCUGUACGCUACUUAAUGAGGUUUCCAACUGAAUACACAUGCAAUUUAAUGAAUAAGGCCCGUCACGCCGCAUUCGGAAAAUUAGCCGCAAAAAUGACUCUUCAAAGUCUGGCUGCAGACUGGUCCAAGGUGGAAAGCAAUGACAGACCAAGGUCUGAAAUUGAUGAAUAUGUAUGGUCGAAUCACAAGCCUUGGGUCCCUAGGCCUCUUCUAAGCAUGCAUGUAAGGAUGGGAGACAAAGCAGGCGAAAUGAAGGUUGUUGAAUUUGAAGAAUAUAUGCAGCUUGCUGAUCAGAUUCGGAGUCACUUUCCAAAUCUUAAUAGCAUUUGGCUUUCUACUGAGAUGCAGCAAGUGAUUGUCAAAACCAAAGAAUAUUCACAUUGGAACUUUUACUAUACAAAGGUAAGACGACAAGCUAGGGCUAAUAUGUCAAUGGCGGAUUAUGAAGCCAGCCUGGGAAGAGAGACCAGCACUAAUUAUCCACUAGUUAAUUUCUUAAUGGCUGCUGAUUCAGAUUUUUUUGUUGGGGCAUUGGGUUCUACUUGGUCCUUCCUUAUAGAUGGAAUGAGAAAUACCGGGGGUAAAGUAAUGGCUGGAUACUUGAGUGUCAACAAGGAUAGAUUUUGGUAAUGUCUUGUAUAGUUGAUCAUUUGUAAAUAUGACAAUAAUAUGAUUGAUUAUUUGUUCCACCCUUUAA